Messenger RNA from Platichthys flesus (European flounder), 3606 nucleotides. RefSeq names its product saxiphilin (gene sxph). The transcript is spliced from 17 exons. The record is from RefSeq and is a predicted model, not a curated record. Gene Ontology annotation, cellular component: recycling endosome; early endosome; plasma membrane. Bases 1 to 2169 code for a protein of 722 amino acids. Gene Ontology annotation, biological process: iron ion transport. Lineage: Eukaryota; Metazoa; Chordata; Actinopteri; Pleuronectiformes; Pleuronectidae.
AUGCGAGGACUUUUACUCUUUUACAUGUUUGUCUGCUGUAUCAUGGCAAAGAAGAUGCGGUGGUGCACGGUGUCGGAUCCUGAGCAGAGGAAGUGUGCAGAGCUGGCCAAAGCUCUGGUGGCGGUGCUGCCUCCAGCUGUUGUGGCAGCUUUUGCAAGACUCUCAUGCAUCCGAGCGUCCAGCACAUCUGACUGCAUCGAGAGGAUCAGGGCAAACCGUGCUGAUAUAGUGACAUUAGACGCAGGGGAGGUUUAUUCUGCUGUGAAGCAGUUCGGCCUCGUUGCCAUCGCCAAGGAAAUAUACAGUGACGGAGGCUGCAUUCUGUCCGUGGCUGUGGUGACAAACAGCAGCUUGGACAUCCGGUCCCUGCAGGGCCUCAGGAGUUGUCACAGUGGCAUACGAUGGACAGCCGGCUGGAGUCUUCCUCUCGGCUUCCUGCUGUCCAGAAACUACCUGAGCUGGUCGAAGGAGCGGCCGCUCAGUCAAGACGUCAGCACGUUCUUCAGUGCCAGCUGUGUCCCCGGAGCUGCUGCCAUGGCUCCUCGUCUGUGUGCUCUGUGCCAGGGCCAGAAAUCGUACAUUCGCCAGAAGAAUUACCGUUGUGAAACAUCCCAUAGUGAACCCUUCUACAACAGCCAGGGGGCCCUCAGAUGUCUGAGGAGAGGUGCAGGGGAUGUUGCGUUCGUGGACAAUUUAGCCCUCGAAAGCAUUGAAGAGAGUGAUGAGUUCAGGUUACUGUGUCCUGACGGCACACAGGCUCCUCUCAGCCACUACAGAACCUGUAACCUGGGACGAGGUCCGGGCGGAGGCAUCGUCACCAGAUCCAGCUUUCGCAAGGUUGCUCGCAAAUUUCUUGUGACAGUGCAGAUGCUGUUUGGUCCUCGAGGGAGAGAGAGACAGCGCUUCCAACUCUUCAACUCUUCUGCUUUCGGGGAGAACGAUCUCCUCUUCAAAGAUCUCACAGAUAAAUUAUCUGUCCUUCCAGACGACAUGGACGUCAGUCAGGUGCUGGGCCUGGAUUAUGUGGCUCUGCUCAAGGGCCUCGGACAUGAAGGCAGCUCACUGGAGGACAGUGUGGUGCGAUGGUGCUGCAUCAGCCUCGCAGAGCAGAAGAAGUGUGAACAGUGGGCUCUCAGCAUUAAAUCAGACCCUCUGGUGUGUGUCAGAGCCGUUUCAAUGCGGGACUGUAUCGAGAAGAUCAAGAGGGACGAGGUGGACGCUGCCUCGCUGGACGCAACACACUCCUUCAUCGCCGGGAAAUGUGGUCUCAUCCCUGUAGUGACAGAAUAUUAUGGAAGGAAAUGUGGGCUGGCUGGGAGAUUAACUCACCUAGAGACAGAUGAGCUGCCCUCGGUGGUGGGUGUAGCAGUUGCCAGGCGCUCCAGCAGGAGCGUGUUCAUCGGGAACCUUGGAGGGCGUCGCUCCUGCCAGGGCCACAUGUACAGCCCCGCCGGCUGGAUGCUGCCCUACAGACACACGUUGAGUCUGGAGCACAACAGCAGCUCCUGUGAUCCAAACCAAGUUUACAACACGGUGUUCUGGAAAGGCUGCCUUCCUGGCUCUCAGGGGAACCUGUGUAAAGUGUGUAUGGGCGGCAGCGGGGAGGCCGCAACCAGACGCUGCGCUGACAACCACAACGAGCAGUACUAUGGCAACAUGGGGGCUCUGAGGUGCCUGCUCGGGGAUCCCACUGGGAAAAGCUACGGCGAUGUGGCCUUUUUAGAGCAGCACAACCUCCAAGCCAACAUCCUCAGUUUGAGCUCCAGCGGUUGGGCCGAGGGUUUGACGGCAUCAGACAUCGAGCUGCUGUGUGGUGACGGCCGUCGGGCCCCGCUGUCGGAGUGGGAGAGCUGCAACCUCGGGGUCAUCCCACCGAACACGGUCAUGACACGGCCGGUGCUCACGGCGCGAGUGUACGACUUCCUCAUGAAGUCACAGGAAACUUUGUCAGCCAAACCAAAUGGAGAGUUCCAGCUCUUUGAGUCUCAUCCGUACGGAGAGAGCGACCUGCUGUUCAAAGAUUCAACGCAAUGUUUCGUCCACACGAAUCACAUGGAUUACCGUUCCAUCCUCGGAGAGGAGUUUUACUCCCAUGCAGAAUCCGUCUUCAACUGCACACACUCGGAUAUCCUGGAGUUUUGCGAUCAGGACGUGUGCAGCAUAUUCUAACGGACAUAGAGAAGGAAGCAACUCUUCAUGCUUUUCUCGAAGGCUAAAACCUUCACACGCAUUAUUUUCCUCCAGAACUGAUGACUGCAAACUAUCAAUUAUAACAUCAGAUUCAAAGAAAAACUGCUGGAUGUGUGGUCGCGAACAACACGGGUUGGGAUUGCCACGGAGGACCUUUCAACGACUCAUCAUAAUGAUUAGAUUAGAUUAGAUUCGAUUUCUUUAUUUAUCCACACAAUGGGGAAAUUCACUUGUUACAGCAAUGAUAGAAAAACAGAAUUAGAGUAACAGUGCCGAAGCACAAUAAAAAAAAAGAAAAGGUCACAAUAUGUACACUACUAAAACUACACAUAAUAAGUGUACAGAAACAAACAACCUGCAAAACAGACACUGUGCAAAAGAGGGUGCUGGGGACAAAGUGGAAUUAUGUUAAGUGUUAUUGUAAUGAAAACAAAAAUAUGCAACAGUAGUGACCAUGAUACAGAAAAUAAUUAAGAAGUAAGUGACCAUAAUAUAAAUAAUACUACAAGAUAGCAUACUGGAAAUAUAAAUAUUGCAAUGUAACCAUUUUAAGUGACCAUGAUAUAAAUAUAGAUGGUAAGUGUUGUACACAAACAUAAAUAAGAAAAAUAAAAAUACAAAUACAGCUAUGGGGAGAGGGUUUAGUGGAGAUAGAGAUAAUAGACAGGGACUACAACAUUAUCAGGUGGUGCUGGUGUUGUAGAGCCUGACUGCAGCCGGGAUGAAGGACCUGUGGAACCUCUCCUUCCUACACCGUGCUUUCUCUUCUGCAACUUCAAGAUGUCAUUAAUACAUCGCAUCAAGUCGGACUGAUGUGUCAUGUGUAAUCUGUGUGUUUUAUAAAGACAGGUCAUGCUUUCCCGAGGCAAAUGUUUUCAAGCUUGAAAACACAAACUUGAAAUUGUGAUAACCUGUGACUAGACCCAGCUCUGGUAACUGCAGUUUCAGCUCGAUCCUUAAAGGGAUAGUUCACCCAAUCAUUCACUCAUUAUCUAUUCACCACAAUGCUUAUUUAGGGGUUUCAGUGGGAAACAGUGCUGCAGCCAAAUACAAUUGAAGUAACUUAUGACCGAUUCUUCAAACGCAUGUAAACGACAGAAAGAAACUUGAAACAUUUACAUUCUUUUUUCCGCCUAAAUGUCCUCUGAUAUCUCUGGAGCCAUGUUCUCAUGUGGAUCAGAUUUGGUUGCAAAACGCUGUUUACCCCUGAGACUCCAGAAGUGUUUUGUGGACUCAAUCACUUCAUCCACCCUUCAAUCAGGCAUAGUGGUGAGUAGAUAAUGAGUGAAAUCUCUGCGUUUGUUAUCAAAAGUCUGCACGCUAGAAUAAGAUGUGUAAGAGAUACACAGAUAGCGAUGAAGACAUGUGUCCUGAAAGAUUGCAAAUGCAGAUAAAGGGCAGAUCCAAGAUUUUGUU